AAUAUCAUGCAGUCUACUGAAGCUGCUCGGGAAUUUCAAAUCAAAGCAAGGAAAUCCAGGAAUAAUCUGAGGAGAUGCCUAGCAUCUGCAUUGGCAGCAGACCUGAACAGGUUGCUUCAGGAGGAGCAGGAGACCGACGUCACACUGUGUGUGGGAUCUGCCAGGUUCCAGGUCCACCGAGCUGUGCUGUUGGCCAGGGCAGCUCACCUCCUACAAGGAGCUGGAACAGCUACACCAGUCAUCCAACUACAGGGCAUAGACUCCUCAGCACUGAAGGAGUUAAUCAGGAGAGUCUACACAGAGGACAAGUGUUUGGGGAGGCCGAACGGGGCCGCUAACGGCUUGAGCGCCCACGCAGGGCUGGUGAACGGAACCACCACCACCGAAGGAUCGGACUUACCGAACCCUCAGACCGUCCCCGACCCGGAUGCAGUGGCUGUAGAACCGGCAUCAGGGCUUGGAGCUGACCUAUUGGCUCUGUAUGAAAAAGGGGACGGAACAGACAUCAACAUCCAAGUGGGUGACAAAACGUUUUCAGCCCACAGAGCCAUUCUGUGUGCCCGUUCUCAGUAUUUCCGAGCUAUGCUGUGUGGGAGUUGGAUGGAGAGCUACAGGCAGUGCAUUACUCUCCAGGGUCUCGGCCCAGAUGAGAUGGAAAUUCUCUUGCAGUUCAUGUACGGCGCUAUACUGGACUUGCCUCCAGGAGCAAAUGUCAGUCAAGUGGUCUUGGCCGCAGACAUGUUGGGCCUGGAGGGUUUGAAGGAUGUUGCUGAGAUGGUUCUGACCCGUGACUACUGUCGCUUCUUUCCUAAGCCCGUUGACGGGGUUCAGAAGUCGAUCCUCGAGUGCCUUGCCAUCUCUCAUUCUAUUGGUCUGCAAAAUCUCUACACCUUGUGUUUGAGAUGGGUGGCUGAACAUUUUAUGAAGAGCUGGUCAGAAAGGAGCUUUGCUCUCCUACCACCAGAACUACAGAAAGACUGUCUCAACACUGUCACCAAAACCAUGACAGUGCAGAAUGUGGUUUCUGUGCUCUGUGGGACUGAGCAGUUGAUUGGCAGUUUGCCAGAGGUGAAGUGGGCCAAACAGGUGAUGAGUUUGGCCACUGAGCUACAGGAGGAGUGUCUGCACACCAUUGUCACGCACCUGCCCCGGGUCACACACACCGCUGCCUUCCAUAACCUCCGCAGGAGGGAAGAGUUCACCCUUGACCCCACCCUGCUGAGGAAGGUGUGCGUGGCCAUCAGAGAGGGAGUUACGGUGGAGAACUGCUGUGAGCUCUUCACAGCGGUGGAUCAGCUGGUUGGAGAUGGAUCAGCCAUAGAAACAGACGACACAGUCGGUCAGGAGGAGAGGGUGGAGCCGUUCUGGAGCGAGGUGCGGUUACUGCGCGCACGGCUCUGGACCUUCUUGCUUCAGUCAUUCUUUGCAGUGCGGCACACGCGCGGAUGGGACUCCCUUCCAAACCAUCAUCGAGAGAGGAUUCUAGCAGCUGCUCUUGAUAAGGGUGACUGCAGAAGACUUGGAAAAAAACCCAUACUGAGCAGCUCCCAGCAAAAGAUUGUGAAAUGCUCGUCAGGUGCAUCCUCACUGCUGUCUGACAGCCCCCCGUCUCUCAAGCUCUCAAGGGUUUCCAGGACCAGCUGCCCCUCCUCCACAAACCCCACCACAGCUGGCACCAUGAAGUCUGACGGCCUGGGCGCACCCACCCACACAGCCACCUCGGGGAAAGCUAAACCAGCCAGCACAGACGCUUCUCGAGGAAAGAGUGACAAAACACGUCCUGCUAGUGCUUCUGCUAAGACCAAGAUGACAUCCACUGCCAAACCGGUGUUUAAUGGUACCAGUGGCCCAGGACCCCGACGGGAGACUUCCACAACAAGUGGGCCAAGCCGGGGAUCCCCGACUGGAAAAGGUGCCCAGGAUAAGAGGCCCAACCCUGGAGCUAGACCCAAAUCUACCACUGGAGGUUCAGCUCCGGCUGUUGGGCAGGGUAAAGCGGUUAAGACACAGAAAAGCGUGUCUGGAAAAGAUUCACCUCAGAACUCUGGGAAUGCCACACCCACUCCCUCUCAGACCACACCCCCCACAUCAGGAAGUGCUUCUCCAGAGAAUGGCUCAGACAGUCUCCGUGACAGCAGCCACACCCCUACAGGUCUCAAGCCAAAAACACAAGCCAAGGGGAUGACUAAAUCCCCACUGACCAAGACCACGCAGAAAGCAGAGACGGACAAAUCUAGCAGCCCUACAAACAAGGCAGGAAUCAGAGAGGUUAAUAAAGCUAAAGGAAAUGUCACAACCAAAACCAGUUCUGGAGGUACAUCGUCUAGAGCGGAUGUAAAAGGCCGGGGUAGCCCCUCAGGCCCACCUGACAACCAUGUUCCAUCCAGACCUGGUUCAUCACUGACAACGAGAAAGCCUGCCUCACCCAGGAAAGAAGAAGAUAAGGAUGGCUCCAAAGUCUCACCUGCUGCUGAGACAUCCAAGAAGAGGACUGCAAAGGCUCCCACUGAGGCUAAACUCAACACCAAACCAGCAAAAGCCACCUCAACCCUCUCCAAACAGACCCCUCAUUUGACAACAUCCAAAUCUGGACCAAAGCAGAAAUCUUCGGCUACGGACACACCCGCAGGGAAAUCUUCACCGAAAUCAGCAGGUUCAUCAAAGAACUCAUCUCCUGCUGCUUCUAAAAAGCCAGCAACUGCAGCAAAGGAUGUUAAUGUCCCAUCCUCUGAUAAGGGCUCAGAGCUUAAAGCAGCCGAAAAAUGUCAGAACAAUGUUGGGAUCGUUGCUGAAGGAAAGGACCAGGAAGUGAAGUCUUCCAGUGUAGAAAGUACAAUAAGCCCCUCAGCUCUUGGAGAGUCAGAACAGAGUUCACAUAUCAGCACAGUUUCAGUGGAACACCCAAGCCCAGCGGAGGCUUCAGUAUCCCAGACCACUACAGACACCCCAAAAGACCUUUCAAGUCCAAGGAAAUCCACUGACACAGCAAGUACGCUUCAGAACAUUGACAGUGGUCCUGAGAUUGCAAAACCAACAGCACAAAACCAUAGUCUCCCUUUGAAUUCUGGAGCUGCAUGUAUUUCCAAGCAGUCAGAACCAAGUACAGGGAAAGUUCCUCCGGGUUGCUUGGUUUCUGUACCAGUCAUGGGUUUAGAUGCAGACUUGCACCUCGACACAGCCGGCAGCCUCGGAAGCAUAGACACACCCCUGGAGGACUCAUGGAGUGGGCUCCAACCUCAGGUCAGCCCGGAGUCAGAGACGGGCAGUGCUACGACAUCUUCGGAUGACAUCAAGCCACGGUCAGAGGACUAUGACGCAGGUGGCUCACAGGAUGAUGACUGUUCCAAUGACAGGGGCGUGUCGAAAUGUGGUACCAUGCGUUGCCAUGAUUUUUUGGGCCGUAGCAGUAGUGACACCAGCACACCUGAAGAGCUGAAGAUGUAUGAGGGUGGGGCUGGGCUGCGUGUCGAAGUGCGACUUCGAGGACGGGAGGUGGAAACUACAAGUGAGGAGGAGGUGGGAAGUCGGAGCAGGCCACGCUCUUGGCUGAAGCGGGAUGAGGAGCCUGUUGAGGAGGAACCUUCAGAAGUGGAGGCCACAGUGACAAUGAAGAACAUUCCAGACCACCAGCUGUUCUCCUCUGAGGAGGAGGAGGAGGAGGAGGAGACAGAAGACGAGAGGUCGGAGGUGGAAGUCCUUCGUGAUGGAAUUGCUCCUCUACCUGCAGAACCUUCACCCCAGUUCCAAGGAAUAGUCAACCUGGCAUUUGAAGAUGCAGCUGAUCAAGAGAAUGAGCCACCGGAUUAUCAGUCUGUUUCAAACUUCCGCCGUUCCAUCCUGCUUUCUGUGGAUGAGUGUGAGGAGUUGGGCUCAGAGGAGGGAGGCACCCUGACACCUCCAAACCAGUCCAACGAGGUCUUUGAGAGUGAACCCCAGGGCCCUCAAACCAACUGCCAUUCUUACGAUCCAAAAAGCAUGUCUCAGGACGACUCUGAGUCAAAACCAAUUGUUUUUCUAACAGAGAUCCAGGAACCCCUUUCACGAGAGCAUGGACACAACCAAGAGAAUGCUCUGGUUUUAGAUGGUAGUGAACCCUCUCUCCAGGAGCGACCCUGCCACCUGGACCUCCGACCUGCAGACCAGUACAAGCCCUCAGACAGCAAACGUGCAGAAUUACACCUGGAUUUACAGGAGCCCCAGCUGGCUGUGAGCUCUCCAGCAAAUGCAACACAGUCCCCCACAGGGGACUUUGAGGGUUCAGACAGAUUGGAUCAAAGCUGCACACAUGGUCGCCGCCCAUCCAAAGCCCUUUCUCCCAUUUACGAGAUGGACAUUGGAGAGGCCUUUGAGCAAAGGAUGGAUGUAGACAGGCAACGAGAAGAGUGCCAAAGAGAUGAACAAGGGUCAGAGAAAAAGGAUGAAGAGAAGAAGGUGGAAGAGGAGAAGGAUGAAAGCAGUAGGUUUGUGGAGCGGGACUGGAGCUUGCUCAGACAGCUCCUGUCAGACCAAGAGUCUAGUCUGGGCAUCAUUAACUCUGUUCCUGAGGACUUAAACUUAGCGCAGUACCUGAUAAAGCAAACACUAUCGCUGUCACGUGACUGCCUAAGUGAAGAGGCCUUUCUUAGCCAAGAGAAAGAGACUUUCAAACGAUGGGCGGAGCUCAUCUCCCCUUUGGAGGACUCCACCACCAGCAUCACGGUGACCAGCUUCUCCCCUGAGGAUGCUGCAUCUCCGCAGGGUGAAUGGACUAUCGUGGAACUGGAAACACACCACUGACAGAGGACUAGGGCCCCACCUGACAGCUGGGCCGUAUUCUUGUGGAAUGAUUGGUUAAAAG
Chanos chanos (milkfish) is the source of this 4837-nucleotide messenger RNA. RefSeq names its product BTB domain containing 8 (gene btbd8). Lineage: Eukaryota; Metazoa; Chordata; Actinopteri; Gonorynchiformes; Chanidae. The transcript is spliced from 18 exons. The record is from RefSeq and is a predicted model, not a curated record. The coding region runs from base 7 to 4776 and encodes 1589 amino acids. Gene Ontology annotation, molecular function: protein binding.